Molecule: messenger RNA, 2780 nt
Organism: Anoplopoma fimbria (sablefish)
Lineage: Eukaryota; Metazoa; Chordata; Actinopteri; Perciformes; Anoplopomatidae
Gene: coq8b
Product: coenzyme Q8B
Exons: 16
Coding region: 93-2006 (637 amino acids)
Biological process (GO): ubiquinone biosynthetic process
Cellular component (GO): extrinsic component of mitochondrial inner membrane
Molecular function (GO): kinase activity
Source: RefSeq, a predicted model, not a curated record
ACUUCCGGUAGUGAAAUUGUUGCAAAACAGUCCUCACGGUGCUGCAACAGGACAGUCAGCAAGUAAAACCUGGAUAACACAUCUUCAGGACAAUGAUGCUCUCAGAAGUCCUGCAGGUGCUGCGCGGGGCAGGUAAAGUGGGGUCUGCCCUGGUCACCACUCAGGGUGAACAUCUCCGAUUGAUGGCCUGCAACUGCACCAUGGGAGCAGGGGUCAAAGUGGCUCAGGAUGCAGUGGAAGGACUGGUGGGCAACUUUAUGGGCGGCAGCACUCCGUCACCAAAGGAGGAUGUGUUUCCGGACAUAGAGGGUUGGGAGAAUGUGGACCCUGACGAAGCAUCAAAAUGGGCCAUGGGGUCCGAUUUCCCCUCUGAUGUUUCGGAGCAAAGCCAAACAGAAGCUGGAGCUGCAGCAGAGAUGCCUACAGGAGUUCCUCCGUCUCCGGGGGCGGCUCCGUCAGGGACCGGCUGGCCGGGACAGGGCGCUCGCUUCCUCCAUACGACCUCCAGCAUCCACCGGUACUACUACCAGACCAGGUCUGUCCACGACACGGUAGUGGCCAGACUCAGCCCAGAGGACAUCAAGAAAGCCAGGGAGGCCAAGCAGGCUCUGGUCAAACCUGUCAGACAGAAGCUGAGUGAGCGUGCCAGAGAGAGGAAGGUUCCCGCCACAAGAAUCAGCAGGCUGGUUAAUUUUGGGGGUCUGGCAGUAGGACUCGGGAUCGGUGCCAUCGCAGAAGUGGCAAAACAGUCGCUGGGAGGCAAACAAAAAGGAGAUGAGGGUGCUUUGUUAGACUCUCCUCUCCUGUCAGAGGCCAAUGCAGAGAGAAUAGUCAACACACUGUGCAAAGUCCGCGGGGCUGCGCUCAAGAUCGGACAGAUGUUCAGCAUUCAAGACAACAACUUCAUCAACCCUCAGCUGCAGAAGAUCUUUGAGAGGGUCCGGCAGAGCGCAGACUUCAUGCCCGUCUGGCAGAUGAACAAAGUUCUGGAGGAGGAACUCGGGCAGGGCUGGCGGGAUAAGCUCUCGUCCUUCGAGGACAGACCGUUUGCUGCAGCAUCCAUCGGCCAGGUGCAUCAUGGGGUGUUAAAAGACGGGAGAGAGAUCGCCAUGAAGAUCCAGUACCCCGGAGUGGCCGAGAGCAUCCACAGUGACAUCAACAACCUGAUGUCCGUCCUGAAAAUGAGCGUGGCCCUACCAGGAGGUCUGUUUGCCGACAGCAGCUUAGAGGUUCUUCAGAGGGAGCUGGCAUGGGAGUGCGACUAUAAGAGGGAGGCCGAGUGUGCCAAGAAGUUCAGGUCCAUGCUGGAGGGAAAUGAGUACUUCCAAAUCCCCAAGGUGAUCGAUGAGCUGUCGGGCCGCAGGGUGCUGGCCAUGGAGCUGGUGCAAGGAGUCCCACUGGACCGCUGCGUAGACCUGGACCAGGAGACCAGGAACGAGAUCUGUUACAAAAUCCUCCAGCUGUGUCUCAGGGAGGUGUUUGAGUUCAGGUUCAUGCAGACAGAUCCAAACUGGGCCAACUUCUUCUACAACUCGGACACCAACAAGGUCGUUCUGUUGGACUUUGGAGCGUGCAGAGGCUACGACGCAUCAUUCACAGAUGACUACAUACAGGUGGUGCACGCAGCCUCCGUGGGAGAUCGAGCCACCGUUCUUUCAAAAUCAAAGGAGCUGAAAUUCCUGACAGGCUUCGAGGCCAAGGCCUUCGAGGACGCUCACGUGGAGGCGGUGAUGAUCCUCGGCGAGGCCUUCGCGUCCGUGGAGCCCUUCGACUUCGGCACCCAGAGCACCACCCAGCGGGUCCAGAGCCUCCUCCCCGUCAUGCUGCGCCACCGCCUCACCCCUCCGCCCGAGGAGUCGUACUCCCUCCACCGCAAGAUGGCCGGCUCCUUCCUCAUCUGCUCCAAACUGAAGGCGCGCAUAUCGUGCAAGGAAAUGUUCAUAGAUGUGUACAACAACUACAACCAGAGGAGGCAGGAGGAGCAGGAAGCACAGAUCAGUGCUUAGACGCCUCAAUAUACCUCAAACUUUAAGAAUGAGCUGCUAAGUAAAGACAGAAAAGAUUUGGGUGGAGACACUGAAUCAGACUUUAUUAAUAUGUAACUGUCAACGUGCUCUAAAGAGGAUCAUGUUUUGACAUUCUUUGCUUGUUUUUGCUUUCUUUGCUUGCAUCAGUGUGAGGUCAUAAUCAUUGACUCAUCGAGGCCUGACUUCUCACUGUCAUGAACAGUGACUCUGACAGGAAAUGUGAUCAUUUCAAAGUGAGUUGUGCCAUUAAAAGAAAAAAAGAAAUGCUGACGCCCAAUACGGUUAUAAUACUGAUUAAAUCUGUAUAUGAAUUGAAGAAAAGGUUAUUUAAAUGAUUUGGUGUGUGUGUGUUUGAUUUUUAUGGCCUUACGGUUAUAUCUCUCAAGAUAAGACAGCUCUCUGUGCAGAUUCUCAAAACACAAGAUAUACAUUCCCUUUUUCCUCCCCCUGGUUAAAAUAUAUUUGAACUCACUUUCACAGCAAAAGUCCACCAUGUUGCAAGAGGAAAAAUGUAUCUUCUGUCUCAAGGAUUGUACCUAGCUGCUCUCUCUUUUUGUGUUAGAGGGACUUAAUGUGCUGCGAAGUACGUUUUUCUCCUGAAUGUGAAGCCUGGUGGACUAGAUCUAAUAGUCUAAUAGAAACCCAGUGACUAAUGGCCUUACAUUAUAAAGAAUAUUCUGCAUAAAUCUCCAUUUUGUGAAUGCUUUUGGCCCAUUUUUAUGACAAGUUCUGUAACUUAUAAGACCGUGUGUA